Erigeron canadensis is the source of this 1214-nucleotide messenger RNA. RefSeq names its product gibberellin 3-beta-dioxygenase 1-like. Gene Ontology annotation, molecular function: gibberellin 3-beta-dioxygenase activity. The record is from RefSeq and is a predicted model, not a curated record. The transcript has 2 exons. Gene Ontology annotation, biological process: response to light stimulus; gibberellin biosynthetic process. Bases 99 to 1208 code for a protein of 369 amino acids. NCBI's taxonomy places the organism in Eukaryota, Viridiplantae, Streptophyta, Magnoliopsida, Asterales, Asteraceae.
UUCUCUUGAGCUAUAAAACAAUUCUUAAUCUUACUCUUACUAUACUAUCAUCUUAAUUACUAGACCAUUUUUUGUUUGAAAACCUCAUCUCCUUCAAUAUGUCUUUAAAACUACUUACCAAUAAUAAUGAAAAGCAUCAUUAUUUGGAUCUAAGUUCAAUGAAAGAAUUGCCUGAUUCAUAUGCAUGGUCACUAAUGGAUGAUAAUAAUCAUGGCUACAAAUCAUCAUCAACUAAUUGUAUUUCAGAUGAGCCAGUUCCUUUAAUUAAUCUCAAAGAUCCAAAUGCCAUAAAACACAUUGGCCAUGCAUGCAAAACAUGGGGUGUGUUUCAAGUCAUUAACCACGACAUCCCAACCGCGGUUCUUGAUGACAUGGAGGCGUCCGGGAGAAAGCUGUUUGCUCUCCCGGUUCAACAAAAACUUAAAGCGGCUCGAACCCCAGAUGGGGUUUCGGGCUAUGGUGUUGCUAGGAUAUCUUCAUUUUUUCCAAAACUUAUGUGGUCAGAAGGUUUCACCAUCAUUGGAUCACCAUAUGAACAUGCUCAAAAUCUUUGGCCACAAGAUUACAAAAACUUUUGUGAUGUAAUUGAAGAGUACAAGAAGGAAAUGAACAAACUAGCCAAUAGGCUAAUGUGGCUAAUAGUUGGAUCAUUGGGUAUCACAAAGGGAGACAUUAAAUGGGCCGGGCCAGCAGGAGACCUAAAAGAAGCAUGUCCUGCAUUGCAGUUAAAUUCUUACCCAGCUUGUCCCGACCCAGACCGAGCCAUGGGUCUGGCGGCUCAUACGGAUUCAACCCUUCUCACAAUCUUGCACCAAAGCAAUACAAGUGGAUUGCAAGUUCAAAGGGAUGGAAUUGGGUGGGUCACGGUGCCACCGAUGCAAGGCGCACUUGUGGUUAAUGUAGGUGACCUACUUCAUAUACUAUCUAACGGCUUGUAUUCAAGUGUUCUACAUCGGGCCAUGGUUAACAAAACUCAUCACCGGCUUUCCGUAGCUUACUUAUAUGGUCCACCAUCAAAUGUUCCGAUUUCACCACUAUCUAAAUUAGUAGACAACGUUCAUCCUCCUCUCUACCGGCCAGUCACUUGGAGCGAAUAUCUUGGUACUAAGGCAAAGCACUUCAAUAAGGCACUUUCGUUCGUUCGUUUGUGUGCACCUAUGAAUGGAUUAGUUGAUAAUAAUGAUCAUAAUAGUGUCCUUGUUGGUUGAAUAAAA